AUGACAGGAAUAGAAAAAAGAGAUUGGAAAGGAUAUACAUUAGUUAUGCCAUCCAUUUGUCAUUGUUAUGUUGGACAAUUGGCAGUAGAUAUUUUGAUUAAUACUUUACACAUGAAAAGUGUUCAUAUACUUGAUUGGACAUGUGUCGAACCGGUAAUCGCAUAUGAUCCAUAUGAAAAUGCAAAUAGAGAAACUUUAGCAUUUGGUAUUGAAGUUUAUGAAGAACAAAAUUUAAAAAUACUUGUCAUUCAACAACGUGGUAAUAUUGUAUCGGGUAAACGACAAGAAUUUGUUGAUAAACUUUUAGAAUUUUUUAAAAAUGAACAACUAAAAGAAAUUAUUGUUUUAACUGCAUUUAAUGCAGUUGAACGUAAUGAUGUUCAAUUAACAGGAGAACAAUUUCGAUACUUAUCAACAACAGCAAUUAAUUCAAAUGAUCUUAAUUGGAUUGCAUUAGAAGAACGACAAGAUAAAAAUCAUCAUAAAAUUAUACGAGAUCGUGAUCGAUAUUAUAUUGCUGGUGGUGGUAUUGCUAAUCGAUUAUUUUAUACUGCGUAA
Molecule: messenger RNA, 558 nt
Organism: Rotaria sp. Silwood2
Lineage: Eukaryota; Metazoa; Rotifera; Eurotatoria; Philodinida; Philodinidae
Source: the annotation of a GenBank genome assembly